Molecule: messenger RNA, 6348 nt
Organism: Plasmodium berghei ANKA
Lineage: Eukaryota; Apicomplexa; Aconoidasida; Haemosporida; Plasmodiidae
Product: conserved Plasmodium protein, unknown function
Exons: 1
Coding region: 1-6348 (2115 amino acids)
Source: RefSeq, a predicted model, not a curated record
AUGACGAUUGUAAAUUUAAAAAGCAAGAUUAAUGAUACAAUUGAAAUGUGCAAAGAUAAAACACAAUUAAAUAUUGUAGAAAAUAAUGUAGAUAAUUUUUUAAAUGGCCGAUUAAAAAAAAAACGAAAAGACACAAAUAAUAAUUAUUAUGGAAAUAAUAAUAAAAAUAGAAAAAUAGAAAACUACAAAAAUACAUGGGAUUAUAAUAAAAUAUUAACAAAUGAAAAUAAUUUUAUAAAUUUAAAUAAUAUUUAUAACAUAGAAUAUAAUUACAAUGGUGAUAAUCAAAUAACACCCCAAUCUAUUAAUAUAACUUAUGAUACAAAUUUGAACAUUUUAUCAAAAAAAAAUAGUAAAGAUAAUAAUAGUGACUGUAAUAAUAUUGAGCAAAAUGGUAAGGAAGUUGAUAAUAAUUUAUAUGAAACCACAAAAUAUUUUAGUGAAAUAGCCAAUAAUAGUUUUGAUCAAAUUAAUAAUAUUGGUAAUUGUGAAAAUAUAAAAAAUAUCUAUAGUGAUAAUGAAGUAACAUAUACAACACAAAUCAUGUUUAAACAAAAUAAUUCCAAGGUAGGAUUUGCAAAUGAUAUAAAUAUGUGUAGUAGUUAUGUAAAAGAAAACAAUAUGACUAAUUGGUAUGGUAUGAAUAAAACUUUUUGUGAAUUAGACCAGGGAAAUAAUAAAAUUGACGAAGUAAAUAAUAAUAUAAACCCUCAAUUGGUAAACAAUAUUAACUAUACAUAUGAAGGAAGUGAGUAUUAUAUAAAUAGAGGUAAAAGUAAAUGGGAAAAAGAUUUUAAUGAAAUUCCCAAUUUAAAUAACACAUUAAAUAAUAAUAAUCGAAAAGACAAUGAACAAAAUGAAUGCGAGAAAUUAAACAAUUUAGUUGAAUUUAAAAAUUCUGAAAAAUAUAUUGAUAGCUAUAUAUAUUCCCUUUUAAAAGAUUUUAAGACAACUUGUUUUUAUUUUCCUUAUCUUCAUUAUUAUGAUAAAAAAAUAUAUGAAGAAAAAGAGGAUAAUAUUUUAAAAAUAUGUCAUCAUUUUCUAGAAUAUUUUCGUACAAAUAUAAAAAUAAAAAAAAAAAUUAAUAAUUUUAAAAAAAAAUUUUUAUAUUCUACAUUAAAUGAAAAAAUGGAAUAUAUUAACGAUUUUCAAUUUUUAAAUUUAUCACAUAUUAAUAAAGAUAAUUUUAAGGAUAAAUUUCUUGAAUUAUUAGAAAAAUAUUUACAAAAAAAAAAAAAAAAAAAAGAGCAAAUUUAUUAUAAAAUUAAAUCAUUUCGUAAAAUGGAAAAAAAAAUGUUCAAACUAAAAGAAAAAUGUGUAGAAAAUAACUUGUUGCAAUUUCCGAUAAUAAAUUUAGAUAAAUCAUUGUCUACCCAUAAUGAAAAUCCAAACAAAGAACCUAUAAAUUUUAGUGAUCGAAAUUUUAUCAUAUUAUAUAAUAAUGUACAAAAACAAAAAUGUCAUACAUAUAUAAGUAAUAAAUUAUCAUCUUAUUGUAUAUCUUACUAUAAAAAUAUAGUAAUAAAUUACAUUGAAGAAUUAAUUAAAAGUAGUUUACUUAAUUUUUAUCAUUUAUUUAAUUCCAAAUUGAAUGAAAAAAUAAAUAUGAAAUAUGAUAAUAUGAGAUACUUUGAAAAAAUAAUAAUUAAUAACCUUUCUUUUUAUAAAAAUAAAAUCAAUAAAAUGCUUUAUUAUCUAUAUAUCCAUAAUAUUAUAAAUAAAUCGUUGCAAUUUAUGAAACCCAAAAUAUUAUGGAAUAUAAAUACUAGCAAUGAAGAAAAUACUAAUUCAGAUGAAAAUAAUAAAAUAAUAAAAAUCAAUAAACUUGAAAUGGAUAAAAAUAGUGUCUUUUCUUUAGAGAAUAAUCAAAUAGAAAAUAAAAUUAUACUUUUUUACAAAUCAAAAAAAGAACAAUUAGAAAAAAAUAUAGACAUGUUUAUUUCAAAAUUAGCAAGACAUACUCAUACUGACGAUCUUAUUAAAAAUAAUGAUAAACUUAAUAAUGAAAUAAAAAAAAAUAAAACUUAUAAACAUGAUAGAUUAAAAUUGUCAGCAGAUUUGCAAAUAAUUUAUGAUGCAUAUUGUAAUGGAGAAAAAAUAAUUGUAGCUAAAAAUAAAAAUGCAUUACUAAAUAAUAAAAAAAAUUAUAAGCAUUUUAAUGUUAUAUCAAAAGAAACAAUUUUUGACUUUUAUGAUAGUAUUCAAAAAUAUAACAUAAAUAAAGACAAAUUUUAUACAAUAAGAAUACAUCCAGAAAAAACAAACAAAUUAGAAAAUAUAAAUCCAAUACAAAAUAAUACUUUUAAUAUGGAUAAUAUAAAUUAUUUUAAUGAAAAUAACAUUUCAAAUAAUUUAGAAAUCAUGUCUUUUCAACCAUCAUAUAUGUGUGGAAUAUAUAGCACAUUUAUUAAUCCUAUGAAUAAUAGUGGUUUUUCCAAUUUAAUAGAUUAUCCUUGUUUAUUUAAUCAAAGCUAUGAAAAUUUAGGGGUAGAUUAUUAUGAAAGUUAUAAGGAUUCAAAAAACGGUUAUAUUAAUAAUAGUAUUCGUGAUUUUUCUCGUAAUGUUGAUAAAAAAUAUUUGAAUAAUAUUGGCCCAUGCCAUUUGAAUAAUUCACAUACAAAUGAAAAUUAUAGCAACAUAUAUUUUUAUAAUCAGAACAAUUGUCUUUUGAACAAUUCUGGAAUAAAUAGCAUGUAUGAAGAUAACAAAAUUCAUAAUGUAUGUUUGGAUAAAAAUGGAAAUUACACAAACUUGAAAUAUUUUGAUGAUAAUUAUUACAAUAUUCAAACUUCUUCAAAUAAUGGAAAUAAUAUUUAUUGUAACGGGGAAUUUGGUACCGACGUUCAUAAUAAUGGGAAUAGUGGUAACCCUGAUGAGCAAGUACUAGAAAAUCAACAAAAUGAAUGCAAUUAUAAUAUAACAAAUUAUAAUUCAAUGAAUAGUUUUGAAAAAAAUCCUUAUAAUAUAUAUAAUUGUUCAAAUAAUACUUUUUCAUUUCAAAAAAAUCCAAAUGAAAAUAACUUAGAUUGCCAAAAUAUUUUUGAAAAUGUACCAAUAAGUUCAAAUUUUAUAAAUGAUAUACAUUUUAAAAAUAAAAAUAUACUAAACACAAAUCAGUUUGGUAUAUAUUCACCCUAUUAUACUAAUAACCUAGAUCACCAGUAUACACUUAGCAACAUAACAAAUCCUUACAUUUUUUCAAAUUUAGAUAAUGCUUCGAGUGGUAUAGAUUACAAUAUUAAUAGUGGCGAUCAUAUUAUUCAAAACAAUGAUAUAGAUAAUUAUGGAAAUGAAAAAGAAAAUUCUCAAACAUAUUUAGUGACAAAUGUUAUAAGUACAAAAAAUGAGAGUUUACAAAAUAAUGUAGAAAUAAAUGAGGAUAAUAAUAUAAAAACCGAGGAAGAAAAAUAUAAAUGCGGUUUUAAAAAAGAAAUUUUCUUAGAGCAUAAUAAUAAAUAUUACGAUAAAAACGGGAAUAUAAUCGAUACAGAAAAAAAAAAAAAUAAUAAUAUUGUAUAUAAUUAUUCUGAUCCUAAUGGUACAAAUGAAACCAGUAAUUGGAAUCAAACGGUAAGACAAGAACAAAAUUGCAGAAAAUAUUUCGAAGAAAAAUAUGAAGAAAAAUGCGAAAAUAAAAAUGACGAAAAUAGAGCUUCCAAUGAAGGGAAAACAAACCAAAAAAUUGUUAAUAGUAAGAAUAGUGAAAAUAUAAAUAUAUAUAAUAAUUAUAAAUAUUUUGAAAAUAGUCAUAAUAUAAUAAAUUCUGUAGAUAAAGAUUCAGGAGAUAAUCUCAUGAGGGAAUAUAAUAAUAAUAAUAACAAUAAUAAUAAUAUUAAUAAUAAAAAUAAUAAUAAUAUUAAUAAUAAAAAUAAUAAUAAUAUUAAUAAUAACAAUAAUAAUAAUAUUAAUAAUAACAAUAAUAAUAAUAUUAAUAAUAAAAAUAAUAAUAAUAUUAAUAAUAAAAAUAAUAAUAAUAUUAAUAAUAAAAAUAUAUUUAUAUGUGACAUGACUAAGGAUGAAAUAAAAAAUUCUGAAAAAAUUGAUAAAUAUGAAGAAACAAAUGAUUUUAGAGGAAUUAGAAAAAUUGGAGACCUGGAUAAUAAUUUUAAUAAUGCUCAAGAAAUUCUAAAUAAUUCUGUUGAUAAAAAUAAAAUUAAUUUAGGCAUAGUUCCUAUUGAAGAAAUUUUUUUUAAUAAUAAUAAUGAAAAUAAUAUAAAUAUGAACAAACAUAUUGAUAAUGAUCAUGUUAUCUUAAAUACCCAAUCAUAUAAUAACAAUAAUAAUAAUAACAAUAAUAAUAAUAGUAAUAAUAACAACAAUAAUAAUAAUAAUAACAACAAUAAUAACAAUAAUAAUAAUAAUAACAAUAAUAAUAAUAGUAAUAAUAACAACAAUAAUAAUAAUAAUAACAACAAUAAUAAUAAUAACAACAAUAAUAAUAAUAAUAAUAAUAAUAAUAAUAAUAAUAAUAACAAUAAUAAUAACAAUAAUAAUAACAAUAAUAAUAAUAAUAAUAAUAAUAUUUUAAAUAUAAAUGAAAGCCCUACUCCAACUAUUAGUCAUAUAAAUGACUCUGAAGAAAUUAUUUUAAAUAAGCCCAAUAAUCUUUCUAUUGACAAUUGCUUUUUUAAUAGUACCAUCCCCGAUAAUAGUAGAUCGAAUAAUUAUUCCCCUAUUGGUGGAUCAGUUUUAGAUACCUUAGACAAUAUGAACAAUGUCAAAAGUAUUAGUGGAAAGACUGUUAAUAGCAAUAGCUAUUUUGAUAUUUCUGGGUUUAAACUAAAUGGCUAUUCGGUAAGUAAUUAUGAAAAUAAAUUUAUCAAUAAUGAAUAUUAUCUGAACAACACAACAAAUAGAGAGAUAAUAAGCAAUGCAAAAAAUAAUAGUAAUAUUGGAAAAAUUGGUAAUUUUUCAAAUAGCCCAAAUUUAAAUAAAAUUAAAACUAACAUAAAUAGUAUAUUAAACAUAAAUAUACUAAAUAAUCAUAACAUAAAUAACAUAUCCCAGAAUACAAAUUACAGUCUUAAUAAUAAUAAUUUUAGUCACAAUAAUAAUUAUGAUAAUAUAGAUAAUGAUAAUUUUAAGGGAGAUAUAAAAAAUAAUAAAAUGAAUUUAUACUACAAUAAUGAUAAUACAUAUAAUAUGAUGGAUAAUGGAAAUAUAAUGAAUAUAAAUCAAAUGAGUCCUUUUUUUUGUACGAAUUAUGUAAAUACUCAAACUGAUUAUAAUAAUAAUAAUGGAGUUAAUACUUUUAGAGGAAUUAUUCCAAAUAAUGAUACAAAUGAUAAUCAAAAUGACGAAGUAAAUUAUAUAGAACCCAAAACUCCCAAAAAAAAAGGGAGAAAAAGUAAAAAAGAAAUUAAUUACAAUGAUAAUAAUGCCCUUAUUUUGGAUAAUGGAAAUAAAAAUAAUAAUAAUAAUAGUAAUACUAUAGCUAAUAUAGGUAGUUCAGAAAGUUAUGACGAAAUUGUAAACAAAUAUAACACACAAAUAAUGAGUAAAAUCAUAAAUAACUAUCAAAAUGUGAAUAUAUACGAAAAUAAUAAGUUGUAUGAAAAUGAUAAUGUACCCAUAUAUGAUGGAAACCUAAAUGCGAAUGGGUUUGAACACCCUUGUGACACUUUUAAUAUGAAUGAGUUUAUGCAUCCCUCGGUUCAUAAUAAUGCAAAUAUAGACAUGCAAAAUAUAGGAAAUUUAGAAAUAAAAAAUAAUAUAAAUAUAUAUAAUUACAACGAAAAUAAAAAAAAUAAUAUGGAUAUGCAAUACGAUAGCAAUAAUAUGCAAUACAAUAACAAUAAUAUGCAAUAUAAUAACAAUAAUAUGCAAUACAAUAGCAAUAAUGUGCUUGGUCAUUUUAACUAUUAUAGAAAUACAAUUGGUACUAAUAUUGGCGAAAUAAAUAAUAUUGGUAAUAAUAACAUGACGAACAAUUACAAUGUUUAUCCAAAUGAAUUAAUUUAUACAAAAGUAGAGAAUAUGAAUAAUAUAAUAAAUAAUAACACUAUUUAUAAUUAUAAUAAUAUUAAUAAUCGCGAUGACCUAAAUUCCACAUUUGAUGAAGAUAAAUUGUGUAAAAAAAAAGAAAAAAAAAAAAAAGAAAAAAAAAAUACAAAUAUAAAUAAAUCGCAAUCAUGCAACUUAAGUUCAUCAAAGAAAAAACGGUUUGGUCAUACGGGUCCUCCAACAGCAGAAAGAUUAAGUCAAUUACUUUAUGAAGAAAGCUUAUCAGUCCCACAAAUAGCUGCCCUAUAUGGUGUUCAUAGAACUACUGUUGCAAGGUGGUGUCAUAAUAGAAAAAUUAUUCAAAAACAAACUAAUUAUCAUGGAAAGAAAAAAAUAAGCACAUAA